Pseudocercospora fijiensis CIRAD86 is the source of this 1584-nucleotide messenger RNA. RefSeq lists its product as uncharacterized. Gene Ontology annotation, cellular component: nucleus; tRNA (m1A) methyltransferase complex. NCBI's taxonomy places the organism in Eukaryota, Fungi, Ascomycota, Dothideomycetes, Mycosphaerellales, Mycosphaerellaceae. Gene Ontology annotation, biological process: tRNA methylation. The annotation marks the transcript as partial. The transcript has a single exon. The record is from RefSeq and is a predicted model, not a curated record.
AUCGAGGUUGGCAAGCUGGGCUCUUUUCCUUCCAAUCUUCUUCUAGGUCGACCGUACUACCACACUUACGAGCUGCUCGAGCGGAAAGCGGGCGAGCUGUAUUCUAGACUGCGACUCGUGCCGCAGGCCGAACUGAAUGCAGAAGCCGGCAUUGGAGAUGCUGAGCCGGCAGAAUCAAGAGGCGAGCCGGCGACGCCAGAUGAUGGCGCGUUGCCCGAUGGAUACAAUCUCGCGGCGGAGGAUCCGACUGUGAAGACGAACCAGAUGACGAUUGACGAUGCAAGCCGGCAAACACUGUCGCAUGCCGAGAUUGAAGAGCUGAAGAAGUCUGCUGCUGGGAAAGAGGUCAUUGAGAAGAUCUUGGCAAGCCAUGUCGGGUUAGAUGAGAAGACGGUCUACUCCAAGGCGAAAUAUCUGCUGCGAAAGCGGCAGAAGUACUUGAAACGCUUCACAGUGCUACCAAUGGAUAUGGGGAACCUAAUCGAGUUUUUGCUGGAGAAGGAUGCUCCUCGGAUAAUGGAGAUGCGGGAAGAGUCGCUGGGUCUGGUGACUGCCUGGAGUAACGUGCAUCUCAGCGGUGCAGAUCCACUCGGUCUGGUUGGAGAGGAGCGCGACACACCUUGCGGGAGGUGGCUCGUAGUUGACGAUACUGGUGGCUUGGCGGUGGCAGCAUUGGCUGAGCGCAUGGCUAUCCUCCAUCCGCCACUCCCUAGGACGACAAAGUCCAACCCAGCUCCCGAGGCAGAGGAUUCCCACGACCAACCACAAGCUAAUGGCACCGCAAAGCCAAAGCAGCCACUACAUCGCGACUUUCCCAUGCCAGCUACUUCCAACAGCAUCACACUACUGCACGCAGCAGCACAGCCCAAUGCGUCGAUCCUGAAAUACUUUGGCUACGACACGAGUAAUCCGACGAUCGCAAGUCAAGAAGAAGAGCAUCCACUCCACACCCACUUGAAACCACUCUCAUGGCUCCAGCUCCUACAUCCGGAAGAAGAUCCAAUCUACGUCGAGCCCGAGCGAGUGAGCGAUGAAGCACUGGCGACCUGGAAAUCCGGCAAGCGAGGCACUUACUACAAGAAGCGGCGAAGGUGGGAACGCUGCAAAGCAAUAGUCGACGAGACACGCUCCGGUGGCUUCGACGGCCUGGUAAUCGCCACACAUAUGGACCACACAGAAAUCCUCGAAAACCUCGUCCCACUCAUCCGCGGUGGAGGACAUGUUGUAAUCUACAGCCCUACCAUCGAGCCGCUUGUCAACACCAUCGACUUGUUCUCCAAAGAUCGCCGCACAGCGUACAUCAACCACCUCAGCAAGGGAGAGGUACCCGAGAAGGAGGAUUUCCCGAUCGACCCUAGAAUGCUCCUCGCUGCGAGCAUCCAAACAAGUAGAAUCCGCGAUUGGCAAGUUCUACCUGGCCGCACACAUCCGCUUAUGACUGGUCGAGGUGGUGCGGAAGGCUAUAUCUUCACGGCGAGGAGGGCUAUACCUCUCGAAGGCACUGUGGAGGCGAAAGGAAAUUUCUCCAAGAAGCGGAAAAUUGCCGCCGUUCAGGAUGGAGGGAGUGGUGGAGAAGGCUGCUGA